Molecule: messenger RNA, 636 nt
Organism: Penaeus chinensis
Lineage: Eukaryota; Metazoa; Arthropoda; Malacostraca; Decapoda; Penaeidae
Product: neuropeptide-like protein 31
Exons: 5
Coding region: 273-569 (98 amino acids)
Source: RefSeq, a predicted model, not a curated record
AAAAACAAGACAAGGGCAGCUGGACAACAAUAAUCCUUGUCUCCCUUUCAUUCUUCGCCUGGGAGCGCGUCCGGAACUUCCCCGAAGGACACGUGGGAAGCCGGCGUGUCAUUUCUCCUUAUAAAUGGGCCAGGACACACACCCGUCGCCAGUGCUUUGUCCUGUUUCCUCCCGGCAACUUUUUCUGGAAACUCUGCAACCUCUGGGACUCCUGAAGACUCUGUACUUCUGUAGUAUCUGAAGCCUCCGCAACAUUUGCGAAUUCUGCAACCAUGUGGUCGCUUAAGGUGGUCGUCGCUGUGCUCGUCCUGCAGUUGCUCUGCACCUGUCCCGGGAGCGCCGGCCAUUACAGCGGUAUGCAGCGUGGUUAUGGCGGCCGCACGCUCGUUGUGAGGAGGGGUUACGGUGGCGGGUAUGGUGGGUACGGCGGCAUCGGAGGUCUUGGCGCAUUCGGCGGCAAUGGCGGUUUCGGCGGGUAUGGUGGCUAUGGCGGUCUGUAUGGUGGUGGCUAUGGUGGCCUCGGAGGCUAUGGCGGUUAUGGCGGUUAUGGCGUCGGAUAUGGAUGGUAAAACCGACGUUAACUACUGUAGUUGCGGAUGACGGAAAGGAGAGAGUCAAAUAAACAUUUUGAGAUGA